CAUAGAGACAAGAAUUUUUUUCCAUUUAGUUUACUAAUGAUUAAAAUUAACUAUCAAGAAAAUUAUAUAAAAAUGAUGUAUAAAAUUAGAGAAAAUUUUAAUUUCAUUGAUAAACCUUUAUUCUAUACUUGUCUUGGUGAAUUCUUAGGAACAUUUAUUUUAAUGACAAUUGGUCUUGGCAUUAUGAUUCAAAAUGUUGUACAACGUUGUAAAAAUGAUCAUCUUGAUAAUCAUAAUAAUAACAGGUAUUUAACAAUUUCUACUGGAUGGUCAAUAGCAUUUAUACUAUCUCAAAUGAUUUCUAGUAUUUUAAGCUAUGGUUUAAUGAAUCCAGCUAUGACAUUAUCAUUUGCAUUGAUUGGUAAACUAUCAUAUCAUUAUGUAUUACCAUUAACUGUAGUCCAAUUGAUUGGUUCAUUUUUCUCUACUCUAAUCUUAUUUAUUAUUUAUUAUGAAAAUAUUUUCAAUAAUUUUUCACAGUCUAAUAAUCAAUUGAAUUCAACUAUUAUUGAAUUAUUUAUAUUAGUACCAUCUGCAUCACAUUAUAUAUGUUUUUUUGAUCGAUUUAUUUUGACUAUGAUUACAACAGUAUUUAUUUUAUCAUUAAAUGAUAAUAGAAAUUAUGAUAUGCAUAAAAUUUAUCGAUCAAUAUAUAUGGCAAUUUUUACAGCUGGUCGAAUUGGUGCCUUAUCAAUGAAUGCUGGUACUUCUAUUAAUCCAAUACGUGAUUUAGGUCCAAGAUUAGCUAUAGCUGUAUGUGGAUGGGGUAUAAGUGUAUUCAAAACGCAUAAUUACUACUUCUGGAUACCAAUUGUAGCACCAUAUCUUGGUUCUAUCCUUGGUACAUUAUUACACGAACUGAUUGUCAGAACUCGUUUGAGUGAAAAACAUGAGGAAGAUUUCCAAAGUACUGUCAACCUAUCAAGCUAAAAAUCUACAUUAACUAUGGACCCGUGUCUUCUACUUGUAAACGACAGAAGUG
This is a messenger RNA of Heterobilharzia americana, 982 nucleotides long. The record is from the annotation of a GenBank genome assembly. NCBI's taxonomy places the organism in Eukaryota, Metazoa, Platyhelminthes, Trematoda, Strigeidida, Schistosomatidae.